AUGAGAGCGAUCUUUGCGGCGCGUUGGAGUUUUCAACGCACCCUAGUAACUAGAAUCAUUCCGGAUCCGUGGGCGCUCCCGCCUUGCCCGAGCACGUUCCCAGCGUACGAGCCCAAGCCGUUCUUUCGCUUCGAGAUCAUCCACCGCUCGCGACGGUCCAGCGCUCGCAUAGGUCGCCUCCAUACGCCACAUGGAACCGUGGAGACGCCAGCUUUUGUAGCGGUCGGUACCAAUGCCGCUUUGAAGAUGGUCGACCAGCGCAGAGCAGACGAGGCUGGGCUGGAGCUACUCUUCUGCAACACCUAUCAUCUGCUGCUGCAACCCGGACCUGAAAUCGUCACACAGGCUGGAGGUUUGCAUCGCUUCAUGCAGCGCUCACGUCCUAUAAUGACUGACUCUGGCGGCUUCCAGGUUUUUUCUUUGGCACACGGAUCUGUCUUCGAUGAGUUGAACAUGAAAACGAGAAAGCGCGGGUCACCGAACCUCUUGCUCGCGGUAUCCGAGAAUGGCCCGGUGUUCCGAUCAUACCGCGAUGGGCGGAAGAUUGAGCUCACUCCAGAGAAAUCCGUCCAAGCUCAGAAAAUGUUGGGCGCCGACAUUAUCAUUCCUCUGGACGAGCUCCCUCCAUAUCACAUCGAUCGAGACGCCUUGUACCAAUCCGUCUUGCUCUCCCAUCGCUGGGAAGCGCGUUCCUUGCGGGAGCACCUGCAUGACAUGCGCCAACAAGCGAUGUAUGCCGUCAUCCACGGUGGGAUCGAUCUGGAGCUGCGGCGAAAAUCUGUCGAGUAUCUGACGGCUCUACCUUUUGACGGCAUUGCCAUAGGCGGCAGCCUGGGCAAAGAUCGCGAGGAGCUCCUGGCCCUGCUCGCAUUCCUGGACACCCUGCUGCCGAAGGAUCGUCCGGUCCACUUGCUAGGCAUCGCGGAUGAGGAGAGUAUCCGACGUGCGGUUCCGUACGGCAUCGAUACCUUUGAUUCUUGUUACCCUACACGAGCGGGUCGGCAUGGAACGUUGCUCACUCGACAACACGGCCGCAUCCAGAUCAAAAGCCGCAAAUGGGAGCGCGUCUUUGAGCCGGUCGACACCACUUGUGAAGGUUUCGUGAGUCAAAACCAUACCUUAGCUUACUUGCAUCAUCUUUGGCGCGCUCAUGAGCCGCUAGCAGCAGCCCUGUUGACUUUACACAACAUCAAGUACAUGUGUGACGUCAUGCGCGAAAUCCGGACGCGGAUUCUCGCCGACGAGCUCUAA
Cyanidioschyzon merolae strain 10D is the source of this 1251-nucleotide messenger RNA. RefSeq names its product queuine tRNA ribosyltransferase. NCBI's taxonomy places the organism in Eukaryota, Rhodophyta, Bangiophyceae, Cyanidiales, Cyanidiaceae. Bases 1 to 1251 code for a protein of 416 amino acids. Gene Ontology annotation, molecular function: tRNA-guanosine(34) queuine transglycosylase activity. The transcript has a single exon. The record is from RefSeq and is a predicted model, not a curated record.